AUGGGUUCGGUUUCCUAUCAACACGGCGAUAUUAUUAGCAUAAGAGGUGUCGAUGCUAUUUGUCAGCAGGUGAACUGUUUGACGGUGAAAGCUCAUGGCCUGUCAUCACAAAUAGCUAAGAAAUAUCCGUGGGCUGACAUCUACGCGAAAAGAAAAUCGAUAGGAAAUAGAAAUCUAGCCACGGUGGAAACGAGAGGAACGCCAGGCGAUGUUGCUAUAUACGGAGACAAUUCGGGUUUUCACGUUGUUUGUUUGUUAGCCCAGUGGGAAUACGGCAAAUGCUUUCGGUCGCGAAGAAAACAAAUUUCACCGUAUUAUGAUACACCGGAGAAAAGGUCGCAAUGGUUCAAGGAAUGCUUGGACAAACUAGGAAAACGCGAUGACAUACAAACGAUUGCCUUUCCAGAAAAUAUCGGAUGCGGAUUAGCCGGAGGGAAUUGGAAAAUCUACUCGGAGCACAUUAAAAACUUUGCAAAAGAUUACAAUAAAACGGUGCUCAUAAUAAAGUAUGACGACUGA
Messenger RNA from Mercenaria mercenaria, 519 nucleotides. RefSeq lists its product as uncharacterized. Gene Ontology annotation, biological process: peptidyl-glutamate ADP-deribosylation. NCBI's taxonomy places the organism in Eukaryota, Metazoa, Mollusca, Bivalvia, Venerida, Veneridae. The transcript has a single exon. Bases 1 to 519 code for a protein of 172 amino acids. The record is from RefSeq and is a predicted model, not a curated record.